Gracilinanus agilis (Agile Gracile Mouse Opossum) is the source of this 1568-nucleotide messenger RNA. RefSeq names its product insulin like growth factor binding protein 2 (gene IGFBP2). Gene Ontology annotation, cellular component: extracellular region. The coding region runs from base 26 to 1186 and encodes 386 amino acids. NCBI's taxonomy places the organism in Eukaryota, Metazoa, Chordata, Mammalia, Didelphimorphia, Didelphidae. The transcript is spliced from 7 exons. Gene Ontology annotation, molecular function: insulin-like growth factor II binding; insulin-like growth factor I binding. Gene Ontology annotation, biological process: regulation of insulin-like growth factor receptor signaling pathway. The record is from RefSeq and is a predicted model, not a curated record.
CGCCCUUGUUGUCACAAUUGCCAACAUGCUGCCGAGGCUGAGUGGCCCCGCGCUGCUGCUGCUGCUACCUCUGCUGCCUUCGCUGCUGGCUGGGGGAGGGAGCCACGGGGCCCUAGCCGAGGUGCUGUUCCGCUGUCCCCCUUGCACCCCGGGCAGCAAAAACUCAGCAGUUCCGGCUCUGCGCUGGACUCUUUUGUCUUUGUUCCCAGGACUGGGGGCUGCGGGCGCUUGCUUCCGGAUCCCGAGCCUGAAAGAAGGGGGCAGGAUUGGACAAAAUGGGACAGCAUGGUCUCCAGCCCCUGCCAUCUCCUUUCUCCUCCCCAUCUUGGGUUUCCAGACAGGACACCCCGAACUCUUCCUGCGGCUCUCUCCGACUCACCAGUGCAGGUUGGAAGAGAGGGCGGAGCGGAAGGCUGCUGCCCACUGGAGAGACUUGGAGUUCCUUGGCUGGAAGGACAGCCAGGGUGUGGCCUUGGUGCUCUCCCGGGGCCCGCGAUACUUGGUGUUCCGAUCCCGAGCCAGCUCUUUUCUGAUAGGUAGAGUGGGCCGCCUGGGAGUUGUGGCAGGAGAGCCCACAGGGUUUGGUGUGCCCUUUACCCAACACAUAGGUCUUCUGUUGAGAAGAUCAAAACGUCUGUGCUUUUGGGUUGAGCCAUCUCCAGGAGACACCAUUGAUGACUCAGAUGGUGGACUGGCAGAGAACCACGUGGAUGGGACAGUGAGCGUGCUGGGUGGUGGAGUCCGGAAGCCCCACAAGUCUGGCAUGAAGGAGUUAGCAGUGAUCCGGGAGAAGGUCAUAGGGCAGCACCGACAGUUGGGCAAAGUCAACAUGCAUCAUCAUAUCCAUGAAGACACCAAGAAACUGCGUCCCCCUCCUACUAGGACCCCCUGCCAGCAGGAGCUGGACCAGGUCCUGGAGCGGAUUUCUACCAUGCGCCUCCCAGAUGAGCGUGGGCCCCUGGAGCAUCUCUACUCCCUGCACAUCCCCAACUGUGACAAGCAAGGGCUCUACAACCUCAAACAGUGCAAGAUGUCUCUGAACGGUCAGCGUGGGGAGUGCUGGUGUGUGAAUCCCCAUACUGGCAAGCUGAUCCAGGGGGCUCCCACUAUACGAGGAGAUCCCGAGUGCCAUCUGUUCUACACAGAGCAGGAGGCUCGGGGGGCACAUGCUCAGCGAAUGCAGUAGUCUAGAACCUGCUAGUGCCCUGAUGCCACCUCCUCCUCAACCUUCCUCCCCAAACAUCAGCAGAGAGAGGAGAACGUGGCCAGGAGGGUGGGAGUGCUGGUGGUGGUGAUGGUGGUGGUGGUGGUUUUUCCACAAGUUUUGACACAUGUAUUUAUAUUUGGAAAGAGACCAGCACCUUGCUUGGCAUAUACCCUACUUUGCCCCUUUCUUGCAUGAAAUGCCCACUCCUUGUCCCUUUCUCUCUUCCCUCGCUGGGGAGAGAAGGAGGUGGCUGGGGGUGUGGAAGCCAGUGAAGGUCUGGGAAGGGGAGAAGUUUUUAUUUUUGAAUCCCUGUGUCUCUUUCACCUAAGAUUAAAGGAAGGAAUAAAAAAAACAAAACCUA